ACAAGAUCUCCGCAGUCAUUGCUGAAAGACAAAAUUCUUUUAAAAACGAAGUAAAAUGUAAUAAAAGCGUGGAUUUACGGUUCAAUUUAUGUUGCGUGCUUAAAAUAGUUGCAAAUCAAACCAACUUUCAUUGAUCUGCGAAUAUUACAGUUUAAGGAAAGAUGGAAGACUAUCCGCAGGUGCAGAAUACCUCCAAUUCGCUUUUGCCGCCACAAGAAACAAUUUCGCAUGCACAAAAGAACAUUAUUAGUCCCAGUGUCAAUGGAGACCAACCAGUGCAUCCAUAUUACACCAACCCGAUAGUACCACCAUCGUCUACGACUACAUAUGGUUAUCCCGGUGAAUUUGUUCCUGGUACGGCCAAUGCCGCAACAGGAGAUUCAAGCGAUAGAACUUAUACCAGUGUUCUUGAAGGUUCUUUUCCACAGCCAUAUGCGUCACAUGUUCCGCAAGUGCCACACGAUGGUGACAGAGUGCCAUUGUCGCUAGAACAAAUGCAUAAUGCAUCGGUGCAUCCAAUGACCGUUGUGCCAUUUCCAUUACCAGUUGUAGAAUCCGAUGACUACUCCUUGAGCAAUAGCACAACAAUUGAGUCAGAAAUGGAUUUACCACUGGUUCCCAUAUUCACUGAGCUACAACCUGCAAAACAUAUAGUUGAUCCUUCGAAAAUAAUCAAUGAUAACAGCAUAAGUAAAAGUCCAGAAACUUUUGUUGAAUUGGCGACCGUCCCCUCGGUCUCAAAGCCAAUCACAGUUGUAGAACAACUUACGCCAGCUAGAUUGGAAUCUAGAGAGUCAUUCGCAGAAAAACAAGAUUUAGGAGCAAAAUCUUAUGAUACUUCAACAUCUAUGGAAAACGGAGCAUCUAAUCAUGAAACACCAUCAUCUUUACCGACAGGGUGUGAAGAAAAAACAUUGAUUUCAGCUACAGUUGAAGAAGAAUCUCUUCCUAAGCAAAGUAUUCUAGCUCCAGAAUCACCAGCGGAUGAUUGCAAUGGAAAAACUCCUGAUCCGGAUGAUGGAAAAGAACUUGUUCCCACCAAAACAGCAUCGCCUGUUGCAGAACCGGUUCCGCAAAACGAUAAUAAUGAAAAUGAAUGCGAAAAUGAACAUUCUCCCGUUUCACACUCGACACAAAAUGAGUCCAGCGACGUUUCAUGCUUGCUAAAAACUGCCGUAAUUGUGCAGGCUUCUUUGUUCGAGCAAACUGAUCCGGUGGAAGAUGUUAAGCCGAUCGUUGGUGGAUGUAUCGAUGACAUUGGUCGGGAGGAUGAGCCACAGGAAAUUCUAGCCCUUGUACCGGACCGACUGCUUCUCGAUGAAACAGAAGAGUGUCGGGAGUAUGACGCUCUGGAUGGAAUAGAAGCGGCAAAAAUAGAUCCAAUUGUUCCUCUAGAAGUGCCCAUUCUUAAAUCCACAAAAAUUAUUGACGAAAUUGCUCCUCCACGGGAGGAUGUUGGUUCGGAAGAUACAACCAUUGCGACGAAAUCAGAUAAUUUGAAUAAAUCGACGGCGCACAGUGACAUGGACGAAUAUCCUACUGGACAGGAGUUUUCUGAAUCCGAAGAGGAGGAAGCUUUUGAGCCUGACUGUGGUGAAAUGAUUGGGCUUUCGACGGAUGAUGAGAUUGAAUUGAGGCAGAGAAUGUGCGCUAACUCCGUACGUAGAUGUAAACCUAGCAAAAAGAGGUCAAGUGAAUCUCGCUCUGAAGAGGAUGUUUCUAUCGUUAAAAAGGAAAGGAAAGAUGUAAUCAGUACAAAGUACGAAUUCGAUGAAUCAUCUAACCUUCCUAUACCCCAACAAUCUCGACAUCGCAAGAAAAGGCGUAAAAUACAUACAAUUAGAAUCGUGGAUGUUAAGAAGGAAUUGCUGAAAAUUGAUGAUCAAUAUUCUGAGGAGUCCAUCGACAAGUCCGAGCAAGUUUCCAGUAGCAAUAAUGGAUCGAACGACUCUGGGUCGGGUUUGUCAUGCGAAGAAAUCGUAAGCGAUGACAACUUGCGUGACAUUCGCGAUACGAAAUCGAAACGCAGACGAUCCCGGAAUGAUGCCAGCGCGCGAGUGAAUAGUCGCGCGGCGAAAAAAGUAGAAGAAAUUGCAGGCCUCAAACUUCCUGCCCAUCAGCAACAGCAGCUACAAACCAUGGUGCUGAAAAGAAAGCAGACAACACGUGAUCGCUUCUACGAUCGCUCACAGGACAUCCCGAAUGAGAUUUAUUUUGAAAACAUGGAUGUACCUCUACAUAUCCUACACGACACAAGCAGCAGCUCUUCAGACGAAGAACCCGCGGUGGUAUCGAAACAUCGAAAAACAUCUGAUUACUACUCUUCUUCGAGAAAUCGACCUUCGUCGUCCUACACUGGACGGUACGAGACAGGCGCUCACCACUCAUUGCAAUCGAUGAAAAUGUUCCUUAAAACGGCUGGAUUUCGGCAUAUGCGGUAUCAAAAGCUGUGGGAAGGGUGCCACACCACUCAUGAGCGUGCCGAGGCAAUACUACGGUUUCUGCAGGACAAUGGCUUGCAGGGAGAGCCGACGGUUGAGAAGUGCCGCGAACUACGCAAGCAAAUUCAGCUCGAGAAUGAAGCGAAAGUCUUGGACGUUAGUGUCAUCAUAAACGCUGGCGAAGGACGAGUAACUAGACAAAGAACAAAAAUGUUGACUACUACUACCGCUCCGUCCAACAGCGAACAACAGAACAAAGUGGUGGAAACUAGGCAGCGGGAAGCACCUCAAGCAAGUGAAUCCAAUAUUGAGGAGGCAUCGCCCCAAGGUAAUAAUGAAAUUCAGGAUAAAGAAAUCGAACACCAAAAGGAAGGCCAACAAAGCACAUUACAACUGGAAAAUGAAUCAACCGAAUGUCAUAAUGAACAAGACAUUGGGCAAAAGGAAGGGGUUCAAGAAAGCAAUGUACAAACCGGAAUUGAAGAAGCGGAAUGCCACAGUGAGGAAAACAUUGAAAAAGACCAGCAGCAAAAGGUUCCAGAUGGUGAAGUUCCGCCGGUAUAUGAGCCGACUGAAAGUCACAGCGAGCAAAAUACUGAAAUUGGCCAGCAAUUAACGAAUGAAGAAAAGUCUUCACAACCCAGCAAUGAUUUAAUUGGAAGCCAUAACGAUCAAGAUAUUGAAAAAGAACAGGAGAAAGCUGAUCAAAUGCCGUUGCAAUUUGCAGAUGAACAAAUCAAGUCCCAUGCCAUCGAGCAAACGACUCAAGAAAUCGAACCGCAAUCGGGAAACGAACCAUCCGAAUGCCAUAAGGAACCGAAAAGAGCAUCUGAGAAUCAACAGAAGAAUCAGUCGGGAGGUUCUUCUCCAUGCCAUGAUGAAAAAACUUGUAUUAGCCUAGAGCAAGCAACAUCAACUGAAGAAACGGCAGCUGUUGUAUCACAUAAUGGAUUAGAUACUUCUGGUCAGGUAAAGGGAUAAGUGUAAUCCUUUCAAUUCUACCCAGUUCCAAAUUAUUUUUAUGUGGAUUUCAGUUUUGAACAGUAUUGGAGUAAUUUUUUAUUUUAAAAUUUAUAAUACUAAUUUUUCUCAUAGAGAAAGCAGAGUGUGUGUUCACAUUUUUGUGGUGGUUGAAUCAAAAUCAUGAUGGCAGCUUAGCAGUAAAAUGUAUUUUUAUUUUAUCAAUUAUUUUCAUAUCUCUAAAGCAUAGCUUCCCCAUAAACGCAUCACUGAUACAUGAAUAAUAAACAAUUAAGUGGAAUG
Messenger RNA from Anopheles coustani, 3704 nucleotides. RefSeq lists its product as uncharacterized. NCBI's taxonomy places the organism in Eukaryota, Metazoa, Arthropoda, Insecta, Diptera, Culicidae. The record is from RefSeq and is a predicted model, not a curated record. The transcript is spliced from 7 exons. Gene Ontology annotation, cellular component: nucleus. Bases 162 to 3422 code for a protein of 1086 amino acids.